Messenger RNA from Fibroporia radiculosa, 1038 nucleotides. RefSeq lists its product as uncharacterized. Gene Ontology annotation, molecular function: acyltransferase activity, transferring groups other than amino-acyl groups. The transcript has 2 exons. NCBI's taxonomy places the organism in Eukaryota, Fungi, Basidiomycota, Agaricomycetes, Polyporales, Fibroporiaceae. The record is from RefSeq and is a predicted model, not a curated record. Bases 1 to 1038 code for a protein of 345 amino acids.
AUGUCUAUCCUACGAGUCGUUCAGUUCAACAAUCCCCUAGACUUCAUAGAGGCCACGCAGCAGUAUGACGACUGCUUCUUGAAUUUCACUCGAGGUUUCCUCCUCGAUUACAUUGAAAACAUCCGGGCGAGACCUCAGUCUGAUUCAGAAAAGCCAGAUGUGGUGUUGUUGGCAAUUUAUAGGGAGAAUGAACUGUUGAUGUCUCUCACAAGGCAUGCAAAAGAUCGUCUAUGGGCCGUUGCGACUCCGAGCCAUGUAGACGCAUCAUGUCCAAAAGAUUCCACUGAUUUACGUCAAGGUGCACGACUUCUCGUGCAGUCACUCUUCAACAUGAUCAAUCCAUGUCUCGUGGACGACGUCAAGGGCCCAGAGGAUGCGGUUAAUGCAUUCAUCGAAGCCUGGGUCGCCAAAAUGCAAACAAUCGGUGUACGUCUCACGAUCCUGGAGCCUUUGUACAGGUCGCGGGUAUGUUACGCAACCCGCAAGACGCUCCUCCCAUCCCUAGCCACAUCAUCACAGCACCAAGUAUUGCUGGCUUCAGGGCCAGAGGAUGUAGUGAGGCUUACUCCUCUAUGCCUUGCAUUCUUGAGCGACGUACCUCGUCCUGUAACCCCAAAGGAGGCCUGCCAUUCUAUGCAGAAAGCCGUGGAGGCAGGAAGGGCGUGGAUUUGCUGUUCGGGAGAAGCAGUCGCGGGGUACAUCAUGGUGGGCCGGAUCACGCCACGCACAAUUGCGAUCCGGAGUGUGUUUGUUUCGCCAGAGCACAGGUGCAAGGGUGUUGCAGAAGCGAUGGUGCGCACCGUAACGCGGUAUUACCUUGGCCUAUCGCUUCCAGAACAAGAGCCAAAUACUAUCAUCGUUCCACGCGAGGGUAUAAAGGAAGAGGUCUGUUUAAACGUGAGUGACGCUGUGGCGAUGAGGGUGUAUCAGCGCUGUGGGUUUAUGCUGGACAAUGAUGCACGAGAUCCGGAUACCGGAAGGAUGGGGUGGUAUCGGUCAAUCUGGAGAGGUGUCAAGAUGUCUACAGCUUCUAAGUAG